AUGCAUCCCUCGCCCCUCCAGCGGACCCUCCUAGUAGUGCUUCUCAUAAAGUUCCUUUCCCACGCCCUGCGAAAUUAUAAGAAGGUGAAAGUGAGGCCAUAUAUCCAGGUAUGGCUAAAGAGGGAACACCCCAGGUAUUCUAUCCGACGGGAAAAGAAAAAGGCGAGAUGUUUUUCCCCUGGGAGGAAGACGAAAUGGUGCAGCUCCUUCGAGUUGUUCAGCGAGCAUGUGAAGGGUAGGGAUGGGAAUCGCGGCGAUGACGACGAGGAGGAGGAAAACCUGGAGAGUGGCAACCCCAACGAUGGCGACCUGCUGGAUGAUGAAAUUUCAUACGACGACGUUGAAGAAUACCUAAAGAAGAACAAUUUUGAAGAUGCCCGCCAAGACGAUGAGGGGAAAAAGGAAAUUAUUAAAUUGAUUAACUACCUCCCGACCCUAAAAAAUGAAGAAGAAUUUUUUUCUAAGUUUGGCUACUCCAGUAGCGAGAAAAGGUCCAUGGAGUAUUACUUUAAUGAAAUGAAAGAUCUGAAGGAGAGGAAGCAGAAGAAGAACCACAACAUUUUAAAUUUUAUUCUGUCCUAUUAUUUGAAAAGAAAAAAUGCGAAUGGGCAGAGUUCCUUGAGGAAUUACCAAAGUGUGCAGUCUUAUUACGACUACAUUAAUGACGUGAUGCACAACCGAGGUGCCUCUCUCUCUGUGGCGAGCGCCCAGCCCCCCAAAAAGGACAACAUCUUCUCGCGGAAGACGCUGUGCAAUUUUAUCUCCUUCUACCUGAAAAACGCAAACAUCAUAAAGUACGCCUCCUUUCUCUGCCUUAGCGGAUUGCUGACGUUCUCCUUGAAGGCACUCAUAAGGCGCAUCAAGCUGGAGGAUAUCUUCCUCUUAAGAAACCAUUUUCACUUGGUGUACGCACUAAAAAAUGUGCAUGUGUGUAAAGUAGCAGUCUUUUCCUUCCUAAUGAAUUUUUUAUUCAUAAAUAAGUACAAUCAAUAUUUCUGCGUGACGGAAGAUUUGUUCGGAAUAUUAUUUUCCAAUUAUUUUGCCUACGAAGGGAUACAUAAUCUGACCAAAAGGAAGAUCGAGGAAUUCAUGCUCAAGUACAACUACACACUGGAUGAUGUUUUAAAUUCCAUGAAUGAGAUCUUUUCACACUACUUGUAUAGACAAAUAUGCACAAAUGAAACGAUGGAUGGAGACGUCCUUGUUGUGUUGAAAUCCUUUGUGAGUCUCUACCAGAAGCUGUUUCGAAGCAACAAGGAAAAUAUAAAAAAUAUUAUGAGCCUCGUGGCAAACAAGUACAAUGCGCACUUUGCCGAGAAGGGAGAAAAUAGGGACUCCGUCCUCUCGCGAAUUUUUUACAUUUUUUACUUGCUGAAUCUUAUGUUUAAAUAUGACGUGGACUCUGUCGAGAGGCUGAAUCUCCACCGUGGGAACAGUCUGCACAUUCCCUUCUUCGCGCGGAGCAACCGGAUCUCUAGCUACUUCCUCCUGACUCACAUCGCGCAUCAGAUGGGGGUCAAAGAAAAAACGAUCAACGAAAGCUUGCUCGAAACGAUGAAGGGAAACUACGAGGCGCACAUCCGGGGGCUCCUCACUAACAAGCAGAACUCCAGUAGUGUCCUGGAAGACAUGAAAAAAAUGGACUUCCUGACGUUGGAUGAUGCCAUUCUGGAGGACGUACACAAUGAAAUUUUCGUUAGCAUCGUUAAAGGGAUCAUGGAACAUGAGAAUUACGAACCUGUUUAUUUUGUUCCUCGUGAGAGGGAAGGAGAACUUCAUGCGACUGCGAUAGGAAGUGCGCAUGGCAAGGUGGGUGGGAAGUCCAUAGGUGAGGGGGGCGACAAUUUGGGAGGAGAAGAUAGUGUCGCCCACCAGUAUGAUGAUGAGGCGGAGCAGUAUGAUGAUGCAGCGGAGCAGUAUGAUGAUGCAGCGGAGCAGUAUGGUGAUGCAGCGGAGCAGUAUGGUGAUGCAGCGGAGCAGUAUGGUGAUGCAGCGGAGCAGUAUGGUGAUGCGGCGGACCUGGAUGAUGACGCUGCGGAGGAAGAUCCCGCCAUAGACGAGUCGGACGACAACAUGUACAGACACCUGGAGAACAGCGUGGACUACAUCGUGAACGAGGACGCGGGCAAAUCGGGGGAAAAUCACGACAACAGAGGUAUCAUUGCGGAGAGGGAAAAAAGGGAUCUGGAGGAAAAGAAACUGUUCCUGAACAAAUGGAAUGACAUCAAUUUUUUGAGGAAAUAUUUACAUAUGGACAAAAAAUACAUGGACAAAUAUCUGGAAAGAUACCUCUACGAUUAUAUCUACAGAGAGUACAAAAUUUUUAUUAACAAUUUAAUUUUUAAAAAAAUGAAAGACAAAAAUGAUCAUUUGUUUUUUUUGAAAAAAGGAAUAUCCAUAUCGGAUAGCGCAACGGAAAAUAUCAUCAAAAAUAUUUUGCUCAAGUUUGUAAUUAAGACCAAGGAAAACAUUGCAAUUUUUUUGAAGCUGGAAAAUAUGGAAAAGUGUCUACGGCUUAUACAAAAUUUGAUCUAUGUGUAUAAAAAGAUAAAGAAGAAAAAAAAAUUCUUGAGGAUUCCAAGCGACGAUAUUUUUAGCCUCGACGAUCUGUUCGCGUGUAACUCUUAUAGGGCGCUAGGCGGGACCGACAAGGAGGGGGGAGCGGAGGCAGGAAUACCUGGGGAGCAGAAAGGAUCAGAUGCGUAUGGAUCAUCCCCUGACGAACUAUCUCCUAACGGAUUAUUUCCUGACGAAUUAGCUGCUAACGGAUUAUCUCCGGAAGGACCAGCGGAGGAAAGCCUUCCCGCCGAAAUGGAUGAGGAAGAGUUGCUCAAAAGGAUCAUCUACAAAGAUCACCUUGGGGGAGAAGACGGAGGAGAUGGAAAGGACGGCAUACUCCCCCAAGAGGAGCGAAAAAAAUUGUACGAAGAAUUUGUAAUAAAACACAUGAAGAACCAGUCAGAAAGAAAAAUCUUGAAAAUAAUUUUUAAUUUAAAUUACGACCAGGUGGACAGAGAGGUGGAAGAUAACAUCAUCAAACGGUUCUUAGACAAAAUCUGCACGAAGUGUUUAAGCAGCAUGAAAGAAGUGGAUGAUAGGUACAAAAUUAUAGGACAGGAAAAUCUGUUCGAUUAUAAGAAUAUCAAUUUUAUGGAGUCCCUGGAGAGGGAGAAAUCCAAAAGGGGCCACAAAAAAGGGGGGGAACGAAGCGUACCUACGAAGGACACUUUCAUCAUUCGAAAGGAAGACAUUUUCGAGCACAUCGAUGACGACUCAUUUGAAGAAAUUUGCAAAAAAAUGUACAUAAAUAAAAUUAAAGAAGCAAAAAAAAACCUAUACCACAUGAGAAAAGAUUUAUAUAUGUAUGAAAUUAUACUGAACAUAAAAAACGCGCAAGAAAUACACGAUGUUUUCCUAAUUGAUGAAUAUGAAAAAAUGAUUAGGGACAUUAUAAAAACGAAUAUAUUGAAUAAAAAUUAUAAGAAUAUAAAAAAUGUGUAUUUAAAAAAAAUUGUUAACUUUUUAAAUUUGUCCGACGAAAAAGCAGCGGACGUUGAAAUGAGGUGCAUUUUUUUGCAGACUUAUGAAAUAUUUUCCGCAGUGAAGGAGAAUUUUUACAUUUACAGGAGUGACUCCGAUUUUGUCAGUAACAUUAACGAGAUUCUCACGAUAUAUAGAAACUUCGAUCUGAUUAGGUCCAAGGGGCAGCAGUACUAUGUCAAGUUUUCCCUUAUCGAGUCUAAUUACAAUUUGCUCCAUCGCAUUAUCGAGCGCUAUGUUCUUUACGUCAUUGACUUGAUCAACGACGAAAACAGAUCCCUCUACAAGGAGAAUAUUUUCCUACUCGCCACAAUUUUUCGCGUCAGCCCUGGGAUCAUCGAUGAUAUUGCCACGCGGAUAUACAAGAAAUACAUCGAAGGCCAAGACCUCCACGCCAUGAACAACAUGGAUGCCUUCUUCAGCUUCCUCUUCAACAUGGACAAAACGAGGCAGUGCGAAAUAGUCCUGGAGCACCUGAGAAAGAAGGUAGACACCCACUUAGCCUCCGGCGAAGGGUUCCAGGAGAGGAUGCAUAAAUUGUAUGACGUGAUUUUCUUCAUAAAUAACAACUUGCAGCUAAGGAAGAACAUUUUCGAGGUGUCCUCGGCCGAUGCGGAGGCUGUGUAUGCUUUCUUAACUGCCUGCGUGGAGGAGUAUCUGCAUGCCAAGAAGACGGAGGCGUUCAUUUCGGAGCACCGUAAGUUCCCAGCGGGCUGCGAGGUGGAUAGCGGCGUGGAUAACAACGCCGAUAAGAGCUUGGACAGCAGAAUACACAAUAGCGAUUACCUAAACCACUUGAACAACUGUCUGAGCAAAAUCAAGACACUCAUAAAAGGGGAUCAAGAAAAUGUGCACAUGAGUAACGUCAUGAAUGUUUUGAAGAAUACCAUCCUCAGAAAAGCCAUUGCCCUUUUAGACAAGUUCCAAUACGACAUGUGCGUAGAAGAGAUUUACAACUUGAUCAAACUGCAGAUGGUCGAUAGCAGCAGUAACUUCGCAGAUGUGGAUAUCGAGAAGAGGAAAAAACUGGUAAACAUAUUUUCCUACCAAAACAUUAGCGAUGAGAAGAAGUUCCUCUACAUGGACAUUUUGAACAAGUAA
Plasmodium inui San Antonio 1 is the source of this 4641-nucleotide messenger RNA. RefSeq lists its product as hypothetical. The record is from RefSeq and is a predicted model, not a curated record. NCBI's taxonomy places the organism in Eukaryota, Apicomplexa, Aconoidasida, Haemosporida, Plasmodiidae. Bases 1 to 4641 code for a protein of 1546 amino acids. The transcript is spliced from 9 exons.